Molecule: messenger RNA, 2637 nt
Organism: Populus euphratica (Euphrates poplar)
Lineage: Eukaryota; Viridiplantae; Streptophyta; Magnoliopsida; Malpighiales; Salicaceae
Product: probable polyol transporter 6
Biological process (GO): transmembrane transport
Cellular component (GO): membrane
Molecular function (GO): carbohydrate transmembrane transporter activity
Source: RefSeq, a predicted model, not a curated record
AUGGAGGUGAUGAGUGGUGAGGACCCCCUGAAGAUCACACCAAUCCGCGUAGAGAUCUUGGUGGGUUCCCUUAAUGCAUCCACGUUCCUUAUAGGUGCACUUAUUAUGGGAUUCGCUCCAUCGUUCUUGUUCCUCGUGGCUGGAAGGGUAGUAGCUGGCAUUGGGGUUGGCUUCUCGCUAUUGAUCGCUCCAGUCUACACCUCAGAACUCUCACCAGCCAUGGCUAGAGGUUUCCUAUCUUCUCUUCCUGAAGUCUUCAUCAACGUCGGAAUUCUACUUGGUUACAUCUCCAACUUCAGUCUGCCAAGUCUUCCUCAGAACAUAAACUGGAGACUAAUGCUUGAACUUGCAGCGUUCCCAGCUAUAGUAGUUGCAUUAGGUGUUAUGGUGAUGCCCGAGUCCCCUCAUUCGCUCGUCAUGAAAGGCCGAUAUGAUGAAGCAAAGAAGGUCCUAAUCAAAACAUCAGAAUCUACAGAUGAAGCGGAAUUGAGACUAGCUGAAAUGAUAAAAGCUGCCACGGACUUGACGAAUGUAGCUUCUUCAAGCAACUGGCGUGGUCAGGGGGCAUGGAAAGAACUAUUGUUCUCCCCAUCUCGUCCCAUUUGCCGUAUUCUCAUUGCAACUAUUGGAGUCAACUUCUUCAUGCAAGCUUCAGGAAAUGAUGGUGUAGUGUAUUACAGUCCUAAAGUGUUCAAAGAUGCAGGAGUCCAAAGCAGGAAACAGCUAAUAGGUGUAUGGAAGGCGGCCCCUCUUGUUGCUGGGCUCAAGUGGAAUGGCCAUUUCAUUACUUGGGUUGGUCUGCUCUCAAAGUAUCUUGAGCAGUCAAACAGUAAGCCUAUAUGGGUCAUUGCAUUGUGUGUAGCAGCCGUGUGCUGCUGUAUCCUCCUCCUUUUCAAUGGGGCUGAGGCCAAUUACAUGGGUCUACGCAUCAGAGAUAUUUCCGACGAGGUUAAGGGCCCAAGGUUGGUAGGUGGGAUCACGGUCAUGACGUUUCAAAAGCAGAAUCCUAGGCCCAACAAACUCCUACCUUUUCACCUCCUUCCUCCUUUCAUCCUCUAUAUUCUCCCAUGGAAGCUGGUCCCUUCAGAUUUAACAUUAGUCCUUGGACGAAGACGAAAACGGAGCAGACAAGGAAAUCAACAUAUGGCUGACACUGAACUUGCUCAAGCCCAAGAAGCCAUUUCACCGGUGGGAGUUCAUAGUCCUACAAAUAUUAAGCCUCACCGUCUCAACAACCAUGCUCUUGCUUGUGCUCUUCUGGCCUCUACAUACUCCAUCUUAUUAGGCUAUGAUAUCGGUGUGAUGAGUGGUGCAGUGCUCUUUAUCAAAGAAAACCUAGAAAUCUCAUCUACUCAGGUAGAGAUAUUGGUUGGUGUUCUAAAUGUUUCUUCAUUAAUAGGCUCACUGGCUUCAGGAAAAACCUCAGAUUAUAUAGGCAGGCGUUAUACCAUAGGCUUAGCAGCCAUAACAUUUUUAAUCGGUGCACUUCUAAUGGGCUUGGCACCAUCCUUUCCAUUCCUCAUGGCCGGCCGUGUCAUUGCCGGUAUCGGGGUUGGAUAUUCCCUCAUGAUUGCUCCAGUCUACUCCGCUGAGAUCUCCCCGGCAAUGGCACGCGGCUUCCUUACCUCCCUUCCUGAGGUUUUCGUUGCUUUUGGCACUCUCCUUGGUUACACUGUCAACUAUGCGUUAUCAGGUCUCCCACAGCAUCACAAGUGGUUUCUCCCACCAACACUUGCUGCUAUACCUUCGUUGUUAAUUGGCUGUGGUGUUAUAGCAAUGCCUGAAUCCCCUCGCUGGCUUGUAAUGCAAGGCAGGUUGGACGAUGCAAAGCAGGUAUUGAUUAAAAUAACUGAUACUAUACAAGAAGCUGAUUUCAGACUCAGUGAAAUAACAAAAGCAGCUUCGUCAGAUCAUUUAGAUUCUUCAAGUGCUAAAUGGCAUGGGCAUGGGGUUUAUAAGGAACUACUGUUGAGACCUUCUCGGCCUGUUCGCCGAAUGCUUAUUGCUGCUCUAGGGAUUAAUUUCUUCAUGCAAGCUUCAGGCAAUGACGCUGUUAUAUAUUACUGCCCAGAAGUGUUCAAGGAUGCAGGAAUUCACAGCAAGAAAAUGCUCUUUGGUGUUAAUGUCAUCAUGGGAUCUGCCAAAACUUCUUUUGUGGUGUUCUCAGCUCUUUUUCUGGACCGGUGGGGCUCAGCUGGGAUGACGUUGUCGUUGGCUGUUUUGGGAAUGGGCUCUAAGUUUCUCGAGCAUUCCAACAGUAAGCCUAUGUGGGCUAUCGUGUUAUGCGUCGUGGCUGUGUGUGGGGUUGUUUCUUUCUUUUCUAUAGGGCUUGGGCCAAUCACAUGGGUCUACUCGUCGGAGAUAUUUCCACUGACAUUACGGGCUCAAGGUUCGGGCCUGGCCAUAUCUGUUAACCGGCUGGUCAGCGGAGUUAUGUCUAUGAGAUUUUUAACCAUUUCAAAGAAGAUAACAUUCGGAGGAAUGUUUUUUGUGCUUUCUGGAAUAAUGGUAGUGGCCACGGUGUUCUUUCAUGUCUUUAUGCCGGAGACAAAAGGGAAGACCUUAGAAGAGAUUGGGGCUCUCUUCGAGGAUAAGAAUGCGGAAGCAAGCAUUGACGAUGGAAGAGAAAUGGGAUAA